Drosophila busckii is the source of this 609-nucleotide messenger RNA. RefSeq lists its product as uncharacterized. The transcript is spliced from 2 exons. The coding region runs from base 103 to 435 and encodes 110 amino acids. The record is from RefSeq and is a predicted model, not a curated record. NCBI's taxonomy places the organism in Eukaryota, Metazoa, Arthropoda, Insecta, Diptera, Drosophilidae.
UUGCUUUCAACUCGCACAGCAGUCAACUGUCAAUGCACUCGUCCAGUAAUUGUACUUUUAGAAUUCGCGCAUCUAAUUAAUAAGUAUUAAAACAAACACAUAAUGGUUAACAAAAUAUGCGGCAAUAGUCUGCUAGCUUCGCUAGUCAUAAUUUUGGUAGCGAUGCCGGCAUACGGCAUUCCCAGGCCCAGUACUGAAAGCGAAAGCACAAAGCUCGCGGUCGAUCCCAGUGAGUAUCCCGGCGAUCUGGCUCCGGAGACGAUACUGAAGGUGCAGCAAUGCGAGAUGAAUCAGUCCACCAUGGAGUUGUGCAUGCGUUGUGCCAAGGUGACCAAAUCCCCAAUAAUCUAUCCCAUGUGCUGUAAUAAUGAUGAGAACAUCAAGGACUGGUGUUACGAAUAUGUGUAUUUUGGAAGAGACGACGACGUCUAUUAAGAGGCAAUGCAGCCCUGGAGAAUGUUACUUAUGUUUACAAAAAAAAUUAAAUGAAAAAUUUCCAGUACCCUGCGAGCUCUGCGGAUCAAUUGGCUGUGAUAUUAAAGGCAAUAUUAAUUUAAAUACUUACACACAUGUAUAUAAGCAAUUAAUAAAAAAGGAAUGAAAUUCAAU